GGUGGGGGGGAAAAAAAAACAGAUAUGGACUAUUACUAUUUAUUAGUUUCUUAUUUUAUUCCGUUGCUUUUGCUGAAGUCCAGACUUCCAGCUGCAAACACAGAAGAUGCACUGCUCUCUGGCGAGUUUAGCGAUUAUGGACUGAUUGUACCGUUCUCGACCGAUGCUCAGGGUCGCUAUGUCUCGCACCUGGUGUCGGCUGCAGGCGAUGCUGAUGCUGAGCUGCGCUCCGGGCGGCGUGUGGUCAGGAGCGCAGUGCCCCGGGACGGCCCCGGAGCCCGAGACCUGUACUUCAACCUCACGGUGUUCGGGAAAGAGCUGCACUUACGCUUGAAGCGCAACGACCGACUGGUGGCUCCCGGCGCUGCGCUGGAAUGGCAGGAGGGUUUCCACGACUUGUUCGCCGAGCCGAUCCGGGCAGACUGCGUGUUUUCCGGGGACAUCACAGACAUGCCCGGAGCCAGUGUGGCCAUCAGCAACUGCGAUGGGCUGGCUGGAUUAAUCCGUAUAAACAGUGGUGAGUUUUUCAUAGAGCCAUUGGAAAAAGGGCAGCAAUUGGAGGAAGAGAAGGGUCGAGUUCAUGUGGUAUAUCAUAGGUCAUCUAUCAAACAAGAAGUAAAAGGUCAACAUAUUGAAGCCACAGAAUUUGGUGUUGGUGACCUUUCAAACUCUUUAGACAUCAUUGAGGGGGAGCUAAGUCAUCGGGAACGAAAAAGAAGGCAUGCAAAGAAAGAUGACUACAACAUUGAAGUUCUGUUGGCAGUAGAUGAUUCUGUUGUCCGAUUCCAUGGAAAAGAGCAUGUGCAGAACUAUGUUCUGACACUAAUGAACAUUGUUGAUGAAAUCUACCACGAUGAAUCAUUAGGUACCCAUAUCAACAUAGUAUUGGUCAGGAUGAUCAUGGUAGGCUACAGACAGUCGAUCAGCUUGAUAGAGCGUGGGAAUCCUUCUCGUAGUUUGGAGCAAGUUUGCCGCUGGGCUCAUUCACAACAGCGCUCUGAUCCAGAACACGCCGAGUAUCAUGAUCACGCCAUAUUCCUUACCAGGCAAGAUUUUGGCCCCGCAGGUAUGCAAGGUUAUGCUCCAGUGACAGGCAUGUGCCAUCCACUUCGAAGCUGUACACUCAACCAUGAAGAUGGAUUCUCCUCUGCAUUUGUGGUCGCCCAUGAAACUGGACAUGUGCUUGGAAUGGAGCACGAUGGUCAAGGCAAUCGUUGUGCUGAUGAGACGAGUAUGGGCAGUAUCAUGGCACCUUUGGUACAGGCUGCUUUCCAUCGCUACCACUGGUCUCGCUGCAGCAAACAAGAACUUAGCCGAUAUAUACACUCUUAUGAUUGCCUUCUGGAUGACCCAUUUGAACACAAGUGGCCAAAGCUACCAGAACUUCCUGGAAUCAACUACUCCAUGGAUGAGCAGUGUCGUUUCGAUUUUGGAGUGGGUUAUAAAAUGUGCACAGCGUUCCGAACCUUUGAUCCCUGCAAACAAUUAUGGUGCAGUCAUCCUGAUAACCCCUACUUCUGCAAAACCAAAAAGGGUCCUCCGUUAGAUGGCACAGAAUGCUCCCCAGGAAAGUGGUGCUUUAAGGGUCACUGUAUUUGGAAAACUUCAGAUCAGCCCUAUAGUCAAGAUGGAAGCUGGGGCUCCUGGACAAAGUUUGGGACCUGUUCAAGAACCUGUGGUGGUGGAGUGCGUUUCCGCAGCAGACAGUGCAGUAAUCCCCAGCCAGCCUAUGGUGGACGAGAUUGUCCUGGUCUUAAUCAUGAGUACCAAGUCUGCAAUUCGGACGAUUGCCCUGGGCGUUUUGAAGAUUUUCGGGCUCAGCAGUGUCAACAGCGAAAUUCCUAUUAUCUUUAUGAGAAUAUCAAGCAUACCUGGCUCCCUUACGAGCAUGAUGAUCCUGCUCAAAAAUGUGAACUGAUUUGCCAAUCCAAGGAAACCGGAGAUGUGGUGUUUAUGAAUCAGGUCGUACAUGAUGGUACACGUUGUAGUUACAGCGAUCCCUACAGUCUAUGUGCUCGAGGGGAAUGUGUGCACGUGGGUUGUGAUAAAGAGGUUGGUUCUUUUAAACAAGAUGAUAAAUGUGGUGUUUGUGGCGGUGACAACGCACAUUGUCGAACAGUAAAAGGAACCUUUGCUAAGACUCCCAAACGAACGGGCAUGUUCAAGAUAUUUGAAAUACCAGUAGGAGCAAGACAGCUUCAGAUUGAAGAAACCGAGCCAUCGAAGAAUAUUCUUUCUGUGAAGAAUCAAGCAACUGGAAAUUUCAUCCUGAAUGCCAAGGGUGAGGAUUCAAAACCCAAAUCAUUUAUAAACAUGGGUUUGGAGUGGGAGUACACCAUUGAAGAUGAUAAGGAAAUUCUUAAAUCCAAUGGUCCUUUACAUGAUAAUAUUGUCGUCUUUAUUCUUCCUCAACGUGAUGACACUAAAUCAAGCUUGAUGUAUAAGUACAUUAUUCACGAAGACCUGCUUCCUGUGAUUGGCAAUAAUAAUGUGCUCCUGGAAGAGACUGAUACUUAUGAAUGGGCUUUGAAGAGUUGGUCGCAGUGUUCAAAGCCUUGUGGAGGAGGGAUACAGUACACAAAGUACGGUUGCAGAAGAAAAAGUGACAACAAGAUGGUACACAGGAACUUUUGUGAUAACAACAAGAAGCCAAAACCUAUAAGGAGACGCUGCAACCUUCACGAAUGCACACAGCCAUCGUGGAUCACAGAGGAAUGGGGAUCUUGCAGUAAAACAUGUGGGAAAGUGGGAUACCAGACAAGAGUUGUACAGUGUGUUCAACCUCUCCAUGGUGGCACUAAUCGAACAGUCCACACCAAGUACUGUAAUGGAGAACGUCCAGAUGGUCGAAGACCUUGCAACCGUGCACCAUGUCCAGCACAAUGGCGUACAGGCGCCUGGUCUAAGUGCUCUGUGACUUGUGGAGAGGGUAUUCAGCAGAGACAAGUGGUAUGCCGAGCCAACGAUAAUAGCAUUGGUCAUUGCGAAGGCAAAAAACCUGAGACUGUACAAGUUUGUAAAAUGGUACUGUGUGCAGCUCACUCAGGAAAAUCCUCCGUUUUUACUCCAAGCAGAGAGAGCAGUGAUCAGGUGACUCCACGUGUACACUGGGUAUCGCAGGUUGUUCCAGAAAACCCCGUUCAUAAAAUUUCUACAAAGGAACCUUGCCUUGGAGAUAAAUCCAUUUUCUGUCAAAUGGAAGUUCUGGCGAGAUACUGCUCCAUCCCUGGCUAUAAUAAGCUGUGCUGUGAAUCCUGCAAUAAGAGGGGCCCCACCUUGUCAACUCCAAUUCCUCAGGCUGUCUCAGAGACCACAGGUACUAGAGGAACCAUCCAUCCCAGCAAUGUCCCAGAAUUGGUGGCAAGCCCAACUACCCAUAACCAGUACCAGACAUCUAGAGCCACCACCACAAGAAAGGGCGAAGGAGCCCUUAUUUCAGAUGCCAGUACUCAAGUUACCGAUCACUCUUCAUCCAAGCGUUUUGCCACAAGAUCUCUGGGAACCACUAACAGGUUUGCUACAGAAAACACCCAUGGCUUAGCAAGCACAUUCAGGUUGCCACCUGCUCAACAGACAAUACGGCACAGUAGUGUGGGCUCGAUAGAUUCCACUGCUGUUCAUCGGCUGUUUACAAAUGGGGACAAGACAUUGCCUCGUACAACCAGUAACAGAAACACAUGGAGCUCAGCGCCUGCAACUGCGCAGAAAAGGGACGACUCUGAAUCACAAGCAGACAUGACUCACAGUAUUUCACCGAUAGCUACAUGAAUUGUCACCAAUACAACAGCACUGCUUUCCUUUGAACUGAAUAGCUGUGCUGUGUGUUACUCUCAGUGGAAAUGUACAAGCCUGAAAACCUCUUGGUGUUAUUGUUUGCCUGGAUGACAGGUAAAGGCAUGUUGUGCUAGCAGACUAAGGACAGCACUGGUUUCAUAUCACAUCCAAGUGAGAUGAUGAUAUAUGUGCAAGCACUGUAAAAGUAACUGCAAGCUCCACCAUUGUUAAAGUAAGCGCAUUCUGAUGAAAAUGGUGCUUUUUUUUAAUACUAAUGAACUGCGCUGAACUAUAUAAAUAUUCGAAAAAAUUUCACAAAUAGUUCACUCAUAAAAUACUUUGUGAUUCUCCGACUUCUAAAGAAAAGUUAACUGAAUGAUUUCAAAAUUAUGGAUUGGACUGCACUCCAACAAAAUAAUGUAACAGUGAUGCACAUAGCUCCUCAAUAUUUCAAGUAUCCUGGUGCCAUAAUAUGUGCUAGGUUUGAGCAAUUUUAAUUAUUGUCUUGGAAACACAUGGUCAGUACUGUUGUGGUCAUUAAAUGAUAUAUUUACAGUUCGAAUGUAUAUAAUGUAAAUGCCAGCAUUCUACAAAGUAACAGCUUUAUGUAGGGUUAAAUGAAUAAUUGCUAUCGUAUGUACAUGUAGUUGUCUUGUGCCUGUACAAAUCCGCCUUAGAUUGCUGCUUAGCACAUCAUUCAUUCCCGAGUACAUAUAUUAACAUAAUUUUGUUGCAGUUUGUAUAGUUCUUGUAUAUAAAUGAAUGAGAGCUUUUAAUUUUAAUAUUUAUUGAAUUGAGUAAAUUUUCAUUUUUUUGCAUUAUUGAAACAAUUUAUUAGAACCCGCCUCCACAUCUAAUCAUUUUUGUUGUCACUUUUGUGUUGAAUAAACAUAGAAGCAGAAUAAGGUAAUUUAUAGAACACCAUUGGACAUUGCCAGUACAGAAUUUAUGUGCUCAUUACACUCAAUACGGUUUUAUUGGAGGAACUAGAUUUUUUUUAAAAAAAUAGCAUUUCUAAGCUAUUAUUUUUCAUUAUUUUUGGGGGAAAAAAUAGCCUAUGUAAAAAGAUUAAAACUCGUGAGAAAAUCUAAGGUCUUGUGCACUGUUGUGAUAAAUCUAAAGACUUAGCCUGAAACAGUGCAAUGGCUGAGUAUUAACUGUGAAAGCAAUACAGUCCGUCAUGAGCUUGAGAAACACAUUUGUGUUUUUCAGAUAUUUAGUGACCUCAUGUUAAAAACAGUGUUUUGGAUCUGCUUUGAAUGUAUCUGAGACCUGUACUAGGUGCUGUGCGUGACUUACAAGCCGCCAUUUAAUUGUUUAAUGUAUAUAUGCAGCUUGUUAGUUUUUUUUAACCUUUAUUUGCUGCUGAGAUGUACAGUAUUUUCAUAAGGAAAUAGUUGAGUACAGUUGAAAGAAUAUGGUACUCACAGCACUUAAAACAGAAAUGAUUAAUUGAUCUACUUAGUCCAAAUAUUUAAGUGCAUCAGCAUGUUGAUUGUAUUGAUAAACAAUGUAUUUGGCUAGGAACUAACCCUCUAAUAUGCAGAAACAAUAGAUUCCAAGGAUACUGCUCGAUUGUGCUAAAGGUGGUAAUAAAUGCUAUUUCAGUUU
Messenger RNA from Callorhinchus milii (elephant shark), 5385 nucleotides. RefSeq names its product A disintegrin and metalloproteinase with thrombospondin motifs 14. The coding region runs from base 25 to 3768 and encodes 1247 amino acids. The transcript is spliced from 22 exons. Gene Ontology annotation, biological process: extracellular matrix organization; proteolysis. Gene Ontology annotation, molecular function: metalloendopeptidase activity. The record is from RefSeq and is a predicted model, not a curated record. Gene Ontology annotation, cellular component: extracellular matrix. NCBI's taxonomy places the organism in Eukaryota, Metazoa, Chordata, Chondrichthyes, Chimaeriformes, Callorhinchidae.